Messenger RNA from Planococcus citri (citrus mealybug), 1616 nucleotides. Its product is annotated as cytochrome P450 4C1-like. Gene Ontology annotation, molecular function: heme binding; monooxygenase activity; oxidoreductase activity, acting on paired donors, with incorporation or reduction of molecular oxygen. The coding region runs from base 94 to 1599 and encodes 501 amino acids. The record is from RefSeq and is a predicted model, not a curated record. NCBI's taxonomy places the organism in Eukaryota, Metazoa, Arthropoda, Insecta, Hemiptera, Pseudococcidae. The transcript has 12 exons.
CGCCCCUUAUCAUUCGUCAGUUGUUGAAGCUGUAUCGAACCAACCGAUUUAUUUGCGUAGCUCGCGAGUGUUCUUUUAUUGUGUGGUUUCAUUAUGGGUUUAACGCAAUACCUCGAAUUAUUUAGUUUAAUAAAUUUAUUCAGCGCUCUUAUUUUAACGUCUUUCAUUUAUCUUUUAAAAGUUAAUAAAAUUAAAUUAAAACGCCAGAGAAGUACCCCAUUGCUAGAUGGACCAAGUGCUAUUAUUCCGUAUUUUGGUAAUGCUCUCACCUUCAUGAUAUAUCCGGAAGAUAUAUCGUCCAAGUUGAGAUACUAUACCCAAAAAUAUGGAUCAAGGUAUCGCCUUUGGAUAGGCGAGAAACUUUCCAUAGUUUUAGCAGAUGCUUCGGAUAUUGAGAUUGCUCUCAUGGGAAAUAAAUUCCUAAAUAAAGGAAAAGAUUUUCACGAGCUGUUCGGCAGAGCUUUCAAAAAUGGAUCAUUCAGCAGCGAAGGAAUGGACUGGAAGAAAAGUAGGAAAAUUCUUCAACAUUCUUUGAAAACAAACGUAUUGGAUAAUUAUGUCGGAGUCAUGAACGAAGAAACUGAAAAAGUUAUAAAGGAACUUUCGGCCAAAGCAAAAACGAUGGAUAUUUUCGAUAUUAGCGAUUACAUUGCUCCUGCACCUUUUAAUAUAAUUUGCAGAACAUUAUACGAUUUAGAAGGCGAUCCCAUAUCUACGGAACAACUUUCUACGUUCAGAAAAGCAGCGGGAGAGUUUCUCGGAGAAUCCUUCCACUUGAUGUUCUAUCCAAAACUAAUUAGAAAAAUUAAGCAGCAAAUUUAUAGAAAAACAAUUAAAACUAUGCUCAAGGAUGUGGAGAUAGCGUAUAAUAAAGUAAUUCUUGAAGGAAAACUAAACAAGAGUGGAAAUGAUGAAAACCACGGUGACGGAAGCAGCACUCGAUUUAUUAAGUACCUUCUCAACGAUGAUUUCUCUGAUGAAGACAAAAAAGCUGAAAUUGUUACCUAUUCUGUUGGAGGAUCAGAAACGUUGACCAUCACCAUAUGUUUCGUUCUACUUAUGUUAGGAAUGCAUAACAAUAUACAGGAUAAAGUAUAUAAAGAACAAGAACUUAUUUUUGGUGAUAGUGAUAGAGAAGUUACUGCAGACGACAUUAAACAGAUGGAUUAUUUGGAACAAGUGUUGAAAGAGGUGUUGCGUUUGUUUCCAUUGGUUCCUUUUUUCUUCCGCACUGCUCAAGAAGAUGUUGCUUUAGGCGAUAUUACUUUACCAGCGAAUACCGAAUUGAUUUUCAAUGUCUUUGCGGUGCAUAAUAAUCCAACAUAUUUCCCUAAUCCCGAGACCUUUGAUCCCGAACAUUUUUCUAAAGAAAGAUGUGAAAAUUUGCCCAAAGGAUGUUACUUACCGUUCACCAUUGGACCAAGAAACUGUAUAGGUAAAGCGUUCGCAAUGUACGAGAUGAAAAUCAUUUGCAGCAUAAUAUUGAGAAAAUUUCGUAUUCACACGUCGAUGAAAAUAGAAGAUAUCAAAUUAAAAUAUUCUUUUGUAUUAAACAGUGCGGAUGGUUUUAAAGUAUCGAUUAAUGAAAGGAAGAAAUAAAUCAUCAUAUUUUAUGC